Messenger RNA from Saccostrea echinata, 1547 nucleotides. RefSeq lists its product as uncharacterized. NCBI's taxonomy places the organism in Eukaryota, Metazoa, Mollusca, Bivalvia, Ostreida, Ostreidae. The record is from RefSeq and is a predicted model, not a curated record. The coding region runs from base 135 to 1007 and encodes 290 amino acids. The transcript has 4 exons.
UGCGACAUGAUUUUUGAAGGAGAAUUAGCUAAUUAUUAGGGUUGUUAAUCAUUUAACGCAGAAAUCGCGACGUUGGAGACAGAGAGAUACAGUUCAUGAUCAGAUAUUACUGAUUUACAUACUCCAGACUGGCCAUGGUGAAAGAUAACUUUGUACAGACAUUUCUGGAGUCUCGUCUGACCACACUCCAUAACACCAGUGCUCCUUCCGUGACAAAUUACAAACUUAAAGUUAUCUCCUUCGUUGUUGCUGCAUUCCUCAUCUCUCUUCUACCCAUUCUCCACAUAGGGGUAUUUUAUGCUCAGAUCUGGGUUCCACAGAAAGGCUACAUUGACAGAAGGACCUGUAGAAACACCUGUUUUGAUACCAUCUUUAGAGGUUCAUAUGAAAACCCAGGAGAAACUACUUAUAAGCAUGUAUAUUUCAAUGCUACCUGGCAAACCUCUCGUAUUUGGAUAUUUACGGUGGUGUUUAUCCUGUUGGCGUAUGAAAGUAUUAAAUAUCUCAUCCCCCUUGUGCGGCGUCGUGGUUUAAGGGGCAGCAUGUUUGCCCUGUACCUGAUUAAUUUGUACCCUCACUACUAUUCCUGGUGGUCUUACUUCAGCUAUUACAAUGAAGACUUCUAUAACUAUUUCAAACAUCACUUCAUGUUCACGGUGACUGAAAUCAUUGCCACCUGUAUUGUGUUGAACCUCUGUGAUAGAAGGAAUGAGGUCGUGUCAUGGAAGGUGCUGGCCAUCGUUAGCAUUAAUUUGAUGCACAUAUUAGUGAGUGGAGUGGAUCAGUUUGUCAGUCAUGUUAUUCAGGGGAAGGGAACUAGUUUUCAGAAUGCUCGUGACAUUGGGCUGAUGAUUCCAGAUUCUCUCCACCUUAUCAUUCCACUUUGGCAGCUAAUGAAAUCAGCUAAGGAUAAAGAUGUCAGAAUUAAGGAUUUGUGCAGCAAAGAAGAAAUUAUCAUGAGUAUUGUUUUUAUUUGUUUGUUUACCCUUCUGGGUAGAGUCAUGUAAAAUUAAGCCAUCUGCUACAUCAUCAUCAAAAUUUGAGUUUGUCCUUUGAAAGAAAUCAAUAUCAAACAUAGAAACAUUAGCCAAGGUGUAUUUUUAAUUUGAAUUCUAUAAUGGUAACUAUAUUUUUUCUACUUUAUUAUUAUGAAUUUUUAUCAAAAACUUGUAUAUUUUUAUCAUAAUUCAUGUGCCAUGUACAAGUACAUCAUUAUGACUUGAUUCGGUUGCUAUAAAUGGCAUUGUUCCAUAUGUUAAUAUAUGCACAUAAUAUAAAGAGAAUGUAUAUUUUGAUUGAAUAUUUUGGCAUAGUGCAAUUUUUUGAUUAUACAUGUACAUAUAAUUCUGUAUACUUUGUUAUAACGGUUGCUUUCUGCAAUAUGUUUAUCUAAUACAUGUAUUUCAGAUGAAUUGUUAAUUGUUAUAUAAGAGUUAUUCCUCUUGGUAAAUUCUUGCUUUAUAGUUGGAGGUGGUUUCUUUUGAACUAUAUUCAGAGCCUUGUGUUCCAAUUUUGUAUUCAAGAAAUAAAAAAUUUCCUCAUGUAAA